This is a messenger RNA of Paramormyrops kingsleyae, 7838 nucleotides long. RefSeq names its product membrane-associated guanylate kinase, WW and PDZ domain-containing protein 2-like. Gene Ontology annotation, biological process: signal transduction; receptor clustering. The record is from RefSeq and is a predicted model, not a curated record. Lineage: Eukaryota; Metazoa; Chordata; Actinopteri; Osteoglossiformes; Mormyridae. Gene Ontology annotation, molecular function: beta-1 adrenergic receptor binding; type II activin receptor binding; signaling receptor complex adaptor activity. Gene Ontology annotation, cellular component: cell-cell junction; cytoplasm; dendrite.
UUUCUUCCAUACUCCCUCCCCGUUUUCAUCUUCGGCGGGGAGACCGGGAGCCCCGCUUCUCUCCUCCUUACAGACUUCACAUCCGGGUCAGUGGGCUGCCUUGCGAGUGUCAGGCUGCUCCUCCUCGGUUACAUUGUAACGCAGCCGCCGCCGCCCCCCUCCCCUUCACAAGCCAGCGGGCUCCAGGUAAAGAAGCGGACCUGCCAUGGAUGCGGCCGCUUGUGUCGUACGCUGCUACUGCUGCUGCUGAGAUCACCUGGCAUCCUAACCGGGGUGCUGCACCAGGGGGUGGGGGGUCGCAGCGCAAAACCCCCAAAGCGGAGAUCGGGCUGACAUUUCACCGCGUCGCCGUCCCUGCCAGCCAUGUCCAAGAGCCUGAAGAAGAAAAACCACUGGACCAACAAAGUCCAUGAGAUCGUCCUCGGCAGGAAUAAAGACGGCGAGCUGGGCUUCGAGCUCAAGGGCUGUGCGGAGAACGGCCAGUUCCCCCACCUCGGGGAGGUGAAGCAGGGCAAGGUAGCCUGUCAGAGCGGCAAGCUGUCCCAGGACGAGCUGCUUCUGGAGGUCAAUGACACGCCAGUGGCCGGGCUCACCACCAGGGACGUGCUGGCCGUUGUCAAGCACUGCAAAGACCCGAUCCGGCUCAAGUGUGUCAAGCAGGGGGGUGUCAUUGACAAAGACCUCCGUCACUACCUCAACCUUCGCUUCCCUAAGGGCUCCGUGGACCACGAGCUCCAGCAGACCAUCCGGGACAACCUGUACCUACGGACCGUACCCUGCACCACGAGACAGCCCAAGGAAGGGGAGGUUCCAGGGGUAGACUACAACUUUGUAACUGUUGAUCGGUUUAUGGAAUUGGAGAGUAGUGGAGCUUUGUUAGAGAGUGGAACAUAUGAAGAUAACUACUACGGCACCCCCAAGCCCCCAGCAGAACCCACACCAUUGCUGCUUAAUGUAACGGACCAGAUUCUGCCCGGAGCCCGACCCAGUUCUGAGGGGAAGAGGAAACGUAACAAGUCAGUGAGCAACAUGGAAAAGGUCAGCAUCGAGCCCCUUGAGGAGGAGGAAGAAGAGGAAGAGGAGGAGAGGCCUGUUGUCAAUGGCAACAGUGUCGCCAUCACUCCAGAAUCAAGUGAACAGGAAGACAAAAUCACAGAUGCUUCAGGGGACACUCCACCAGAGCCCUGUCCCACCGAAACCCCCACCAUCACCCCUACAGAGCCCCCCAAGGAUGAGGGGCAGCCUUCGACAUCGCCACCCAAACAGGACGACAGCGACGACCUGGGGCUGCUACCCGACAACUGGGAGAUGGCUUACACAGAGAAGGGGGAGGUCUACUUCAUUGAUCACAACACCAAAACAACUUCUUGGCUUGAUCCACGUCUCGCCAAGAAAGCGAAGCCGCCAGAAGAAUGCAAAGAAAAUGAGCUCCCUUAUGGCUGGGAGAAAAUUGAUGACCCCAUUUAUGGCAGUUACUAUGUUGACCAUAUAAACCGUAGGACACAGUUUGAAAACCCUGUGUUGGAGGCCAAGCAGCGACUCCAGCAGCAGCAAAUGCACGGUCCAGGUCUGACUUCACUGCCCCUUCCCGCUCCUUUAAGAGAGAAGCCCCCCUUCACACGAGACCCCACCCAGCUGAAGGGUACCUUCCUGUCCACCACGCUGUCCAAGAGUAACAUGGGCUUCGGCUUCACCAUCAUCGGGGGGGACGAGCCCGACGAGUUCCUGCAGGUGAAGAGCGUCAUCCCAGAAGGACCUGCUGCCCAGGACGGGAAGAUGGACACAGGUGACGUAAUUGUCUACAUCAAUGAUGUCUGUGUCCUGGGGACCACCCACGCCGAUGUGGUGAAGCUCUUCCAGUCGGUGCCGAUCGGGCAGAGCGUGAGCCUGGUGCUGUGUCGCGGAUACUCCCUGCCUUAUGACCCUGAGGACCCUGCCGGGAGCGUGAUGGCUCCCAUGGGGCUCAUGGUCAAUGGCAGAAGUAACUACGACAGCUACAUGGAGUAUUUGUCCCGGACCGCCCGGAUCAUGCAUGGGCAUGGUGAGCACCCCCUGCCCCAGCUUGGUGAACAGUCGGGUCCUCACGGCGACAACAUCUCCAUGGCGUCUUCAGGCGUGGCCCCGGCAGAGCUGCUGACGGUCUCCAUGGUGAAGGGAGAUGGAGGCUUUGGGUUCACCCUAGUGGACAGCAGUGCGGGCCAGCGUGUGGAGCGGGUCCUGGAGCCUCAGGGCUGCCCGGGGCUGGUGGAGGGGGACCUCCUCCUAGAGAUCAACCAGCAGAGCGUGCAGGGCCUCAAUCACACCCAGGUGGUGGAUUUGCUGAAGGAGUGCAUCGUGGGAGCGGAGGCCACCAUCGUCAUCCAGAGGGGCGGAACAGGUCACUGUUCACCCUGGAAAACAUCCAAACAGGUAAUGUCGCAGUGGGAACUGCAGGGGAGCCCCCAGACCAGCCUAUCAACUCCGGGCCUCCUGCACAGCACCGGCCGCCCUGCACCCCACCCCCAGGGGGGGUCUGUACCAGACUCGGCUGACAGUAUGGAUUUGGGCAUGCCUGACCCCUACGACCUAUAUGAGAAAUCGCGGGCUAUCUACGAGAGUGGACGGCCUGAUUACCAAGAGCUGGAAAUUCACCUGCACAGGGAGGCGAACGGCUUUGGGUUUCGGAUCCUGGGAGGAGACGAGGCGGUGCAGCCUAUUCUGAUAGGAGCAGUCAUCGAACAGAGCCCAGCAGAGCGGGAUGGGCGGUUACGGCCAGGGGACGAGUUGGUGGCUGUGGACGGCGUGACAGUGGCUGGCAGAGCGCACAGACAUGUCAUUGACCUGAUGCACGCAGCUGCCCGCAAUGGAGAAGUCCGUCUCACUGUGAGGAGGAGAGUGCCGGGCACAGGUGAGCGUUGUCCGGAGAAUGGCGGGAGUCCCAGGGCCAUGUCCACGCACCAGAGCUCACCAAAAAGUGAGUCAGGCGUGUUGCCAGGCAACCGCAGCAAUGCCCCACCCCCCGGACCUGGCUCCUCCCCACCUGAGGGAUCGGUACCCCACAGCCCACAGAGCAGCGAGGUCAUCAUCCAGCGCAAGGAAAAUGAAGGCUUUGGCUUCGUCAUCAUCAGCUCGCUGACCCGACCGGAGUCUAGCGCCACCAUCACCGUGCCCCAUAAGAUCGGCCGCAUCAUCGAGGGCAGCCCGGCUGACCGCUGCGGGAAGCUGAAGGUGGGGGACCGGAUCCUGGCUGUGAACGGGCAGUCCAUCAUCGACAUGCCACAUGCCGACAUUGUGAAGCUCAUCAAGGAUGCAGGCCUGAGUGUCACGCUGCGCCUGGUCCCUCAGGAAGAGCUGAGCAGUCCUCCCUCUGCGCCGGGCUCCGAGAAGCAGAGCCCCAUGGCUUCCCAGCCUAACCCAGCUCUCCAGCAGAGCCCCGUCAGCCAGAUUGGGGUCCAGCCGGUCAGUCAGCCAAUGGUCCAACCCGUCACCCAGCCGGUGGUCCAACCCGUUAGCCAACUGGUCGUCCAACCCGUCAGCCAGCUACCCAACCAGCCGAUCAACCAGAUAGUCAGCCAGCCCAUCAGCCAGAUAGCCAAUCAGCCAGUGUCUCCAGUGUCCCAGAUGUACGGCCAUGAUAGCAGCUACAGAUCGGAGGUGAAGGCGAGGCAAGAUGUCAAGCCUGACAUUCAGCAGCCCUUGUUCACAGACUACCGACAGCCUCCUGUGGACUACAGACACCCUCCUGUAGUGGAUUACCGCCAGCCACCCCUAAUAGAUUACAGACAGCUCUCCCCAGAUUCCCGGGAAUUCCCUAUUCCGGACUACAGACAGCCACAGGCCUUUGAUUACUUCACAGUGGAGCUGGAGAAGAGUGCCAAGGGCUUCGGGUUCAGUAUUCGUGGGGGGAGGGAAUACCAGAUGGACCUGUUCGUCCUGCGGCUAGCGGAGGACGGUGCCGCAACUCGGAACGGGAGGAUGAGGGUCGGGGACCAGAUCAUCGAGAUUAAUGGGGAGAGCACACGUGACAUGACCCACGCCCGAGCCAUCGAGUUGAUUCGGGCUGGGGGUCGCAGGGUGCGGCUUCUGUUGAAGAGGGGCACGGGGCAGGUCCCUGAUCAUGAUAGCCCCACCCCCGGGGACGCUCAGCCUACAGCCUCCCCAAGCCUGCCGGAAGUAGCUCCUCUCCUUGAAACUGUGACCAUACCAUUGCCUUCAUCUUAUCUAGCUCCGCCCCCCAUUUCCCACCAGCUGCUCCCUCUGGAGGCGACACGGGAGGCAAUGUACAUGAACAGGCCGGGGUACCCCCACAGCCCCGGAAAAGCAGGCUCAUUCCGACACGGUCGGCCUGGGUUGGGGGGCAGAUCGGCCGAGCCCAGUGGGAGUGGCUGUGUGAAUGGGAGGGGAUGAAAGGCCAUGAGUGGCAGGACCACUCUCCAAUGGCAUUGAUGCGAGAUGGCAGAGGAACACCCACAAUCUGAAUGGAAAAACGCAAUGAUCCUGGAGCCCCAGCUACAUAAGAGAGCAUGAGAAAUGUCUAGGGGAGGCCAUGGGAGAGAAAAGAGCGCCACCCACUGGGGGAAUGGUAAUUGAGCAUAGCCUAGCAAUGGCACCAAGUUCUUGAACACAAACUUGGUUGUGAAAGGAGGUGCACAGAGCAUUUAUCCAAGCAGCACUGCUUCUGUUGGGGCAGACUGUGUAGGAGAUCUCCUGCUUCCACCUAUCUCUCAUCCCUUCCACCUGUGGCAGCACAAGGAGCUCCAGCAGCUGAACUCGGACAGGGAGAAGAGAGUUCUGGAGUGUCCAGUAACACAGCGGUCCGGGUCUUCUGCUCCAAGUGUGGGAUGCUGGAAAAAAUACUGCCAACUGUCACUGGGCCAAGCCAAGCCAGGCCAAUCCUGACAAAGUGCUUUUCCAUUGUACCAUUGACCACCAUCAGAUGCAAAAAAGUAUUAACCCAUUUGUUUUUAAAUGUCAUUUUUAUUUAUAUUGUAUUUUGAAUUAAGAUAUUACACCAGUCACCUUAAAAACUGGAAGCAUCCAGUCCUGUAAAAAAAAAAAAAAAAAAUGCCAACAUACCAAUGUUACCAUGUGCAGCAGCUAAUCAGGAGCUGUUUGACAAGUGGUCCCAACCUCUACCACCAGCUGCUUCAACAACCAAUUAGGAGCCACGUUACACCACUGACGAAAUUCACCACAGACUCGCAGCAGCCAUUGCAUUAACUGCUAAGGAGUCUGCUUAAUGAAGAGGGAGAACGUUGAAGAGUUGAUUUUUUUUUAUCAUCAGCAUCUGUGUAGACUGAAAGCUGUAAUAAAGGACAGCGAUUAUCAAUGAUUAUUAUUGGAACUCUGCCUUAAAACUGUACAAAGAUAGAGAUCUACCAUGUCAGUGCUAACAGAUUUAAAGGAUUAUAUAGCUGUAUAGAUAUAUUCUAUUAAUAUACAUACAUGUACAUAAAGUCAUUUUAAUAUUCCUGACUGUGCUAAUGACAGUUCUGAACCAAUAAGCUAAAGGCGCAGUGCUGAGGACCCAUCUGUCCGUUUCGUCCUUGGCUGACUGAAGCUCUGUUGAGAUAUUUUCGCGAACUGCAGGGCUCAUGGCAGACUUUUGCUUCAGCCCACUCUUUAAUGUGUCCGAUUAAACAAAUAAAUGAGUGCGUCCUUUGUGGCCCCAAAGAGCCCAGACCACGAUACAGUGGGGGAGCCCUUAGGGCCUUAGAAAGAGAUGCGUUAUUGCAUGGAAGCUGGGGCUGAGUGCCUUAAACUUAGGGACUGGUCAGGAUUCGGAGACUGCAGUAUAGGCAUGAAUCUGUGGAUUUGCGAAGCUAGGUAGAGAUGGCAUGUGGGAGGCACUUAGGGUUGCAGUGGGAGGGGUUUAGGGUUACAGAGGGAGGGGCUAGGUCUCGCUUCAGAGUCACUCGAGUGAACUUGCACGGGCCACUCGGGACACUCAAAUUUGGAUGUUGGAAUUUAUGUUUGUUUGUUACUGGUUCCUCAAAUGCAUUAACUGUUUGAAUGUCUUUGUUCCACCAGAUGGUUUGUUUAAUCCAGGGUUUACCUUCCUGUCUUUAAUGCCACUAGCAGUGUGUCUAGCAUGAAUGCUGCUGAUUUGUACAAUCACGCCUCAGCGUAGAUGUCAGUAGUUCCUCAGCUGUGUGGAGUUGCAAAGCGGAGGUGCAAGUUUGAGUCCUGUGCUGGGGGUUCUUAAGAUGGCUGUAGAUGGCAAAUGUGCAGUAUGCUGGGAGCUCUCUAGUUCCCUCUCCUGGUCAAGACUGGUUUAGCAAGAAGCUCUACAGAACUGAUAUUGAUGUUUGCCUGUUCACUUUGCGUUUAAAAAAGAAUUAUAUAUAUAUGUCUAAGCUAAUGAACAGGUUUGUAGCAGAAAAGUUAUCCUGUAUGUUACCAAAUUCAAGUUAAAAUAAGACUGUUGCCAUGAGAUUGUUGUAGUUUAUUUAUUUAUUCAUGAUGUUGUAGAAAUACUGUUCUUAUAUUGCAGUUACAGAGCAGUGUGUGCUGUGAGUUAGCUGGCUUGGUUCUGGUGCCUUUGGACUGUGUGGCCGACAGCUCCUUCAUACCGGACUGAGGCUUGUUUAAAAACACUCAUGGUUUUCUGAACCAUUUAUGCUGAUUUAAGUAGAUUGUGAAGUGUUGAAUAAGAAACUAUGAAAAGGCAGGUGGACCAAUUAUGAUGUGUAUUUAAUUAAGGAAUUCAAAGCCCAAACAUUCUGUUAUAAAUGUAUGUGUUAUAAUAUGACCAUUGCAUUGCAAUUGUACGUGUACAUUUACAAGGCGUACCUUUCCACUGUAGACUUGAGAUAAGAUCCUGGCAACUUCAAAUUAUUAGUGUAAUUCCCUUCAAGCGAGCUCGAUGGGCCGAAUGGCCUCCUCUCGUUUGUAAUUUUCUUAUGUUGUUAGAUGUGUGAUCUUCACCAAGGUCUUCAGGAGAUUGGAAUCCUGCCUUCUUUGGUGUGAUUGGUCUGGCUUUGGAACAUAAUCUCAGCCCGGUAACAGGUCUGCACACCCCAAAGGCACCGGCUGCUUCUCUCACACCGGCAUCCUCAACAUGUGCUUACAACACACCAGUAGAGUGGAAAUGGACUUUGCAUACUCUGUUACAUUAUGUGCCAAAUAGCUGGUGAUUAUUUCUGUGAUCAGCGACCCAGGCAGUGGGUUUAACCACAGUCCAGCUUCAGUGUGGGUGGUAAUUGGCUCGGGGAGGCAGGUCUUUUUCCUCAAACUGUGCGAUUCAGAUUUUGGCCCUCAUGGAAAAGCUUUCCUCAUGAAGAAGACAAAGCUUGCUCUUCGUGCGAAUGUGAGACUGGUUCCACGUGGAAGUCCAUCCAGGCAUAUCGUCCCAGAGCCUCCGGGAGCAUGAGCACCAGCAAAGAGGGCUGAGGUGGCCGUGGAUCUUUACAGCAGCGGACGACAACGAGCGCGAGCUGGGUCGCCAUCCCCAAGCGCUCCCUGACAUACUCAUGAGCACCGUGUCAUACUCCUAUUGCGUGUUCCCAGCUACUCGUGACACUCGUGAUACGUGCGUUCACGUGAGGCGGAGAUGACCGCGUGCAGAUUUCCGCCCACCAUCAUUUUCUAGAUUGCUAGCAAGCAAACAGUGGACAACGGCGGCAUGUACAUGGACUUCAUGCAUAUCAGUGUUACUGUGCUGUGGUCCCUGUGUGUUCACCCGGUAAAGCCGUAUCUCUAUGAAUGAGAUUCUGUGUUUUUUUUAAAAAAACAACAAAAACCUGGAAGUCGCAACUAUUUUUAUGAAAUGCAACCCUUCAAAAUAUGUUAACUUUUGCAGAAAUCUUGUUUACUGUAUGCUAUUCUAAAAUACUGUGAAAUAAAUCCUCAACACAGUG